AUGGAGCUGGCCUACGAGCACGCGAUUGCGUUCGUCGUCUACGACGGCUACAUGAGCAAGGUGCUCAUGAAGGAGCUCACCGUCUUGAACCCGGGGGAGUUGGAUAAAUGGAAGGAGGUGUGGGCGGAGGUGAAGUUCUUGCCCACUGGGAUGUGGACAGUGAUGUGGGCCAGAGGCUUGUGCCAUCCGAGAGCAAGGUUCGACAAUAUACUCGACAGGUACCGUGGGUACGCGAGUUCGGGUGUUGCGCUUCAUGACGUGCUCUGGCCGGCGAUCUGGUUCCCCAUCAUCGAGGACACGGAGGAAGGCAAGGAAGAGACGAACGCUCUCAUGUCGGCGAUGGUAAAUCGCGUGUCGAUGUGCGCGGCGUAUGGGAAGGUCGCGGCGAGCGCAGCGUUUGGGAAGGUCGAUGCGAGCGUGGAGGGGAAGGUGGACGAGAAGAUGGAGAUGGGGGCCCAGGCGUUAGCGGCAUCGGCAUGCACCAUCUGGUGCUUCUUGGAGACGGGGGCGUCGGUGCUCGGUGCUGUGGGCGAAGGGAAGGCGGCGGCGAUGGUGGCAGGUGCGAGGGAGGCGAGGGCCAAGGACUUCAAGGAGGUGAUGCACGCGGUGAUCGACAUAGCACGCAGCAGGCAGGCUCCCGCUGGGGACGUUGCACAUAACGUCGCGCCAUCGCUGCAGAGCCAGGCAGUUGCCAGGGCCUUCGCGAAGGGAGUUGAGGAAGUCGAGGCCGACAUGAUCGCAAGAGCGACGGUCGAGACCUUGGCGUUCUGGGGAAUGUGCCUCGUCGCCGGGCCCAAGCUCAAAGCGCAGGGCAUCGAUGUGCCGUGUGACGCGAGGAUGGAGUACGAUAUGGAUCACAGGGGGAUGAAGGGGGAGAAGGUCAAGCAGAGCAAGGGCAGCAGCAAGAGGAAGAAGAGCAAGCAGGGCAUGGGCAGUACGGAUGCGUAG
This is a messenger RNA of Closterium sp. NIES-65, 948 nucleotides long. Lineage: Eukaryota; Viridiplantae; Streptophyta; Zygnematophyceae; Desmidiales; Closteriaceae. The record is from the annotation of a GenBank genome assembly.